AUGUUGAAAAGGCGGGCAAAGCUCAAGCGUCUAUCUCUAGACGAUCGGGAGCGGGUCUUGAAAUCUCGGGCACUUCCUGAUGAUUUUGAUAUGGCCCAGUCUCUACAAUCGUCCUAUGCGACGGAGCACCACGGUUAUACCACACCUCUAGUCUCCCCAGGCACCUUCUUCCCGCCAGAAGAAAAUGAUCCAUAUGGCUCAGCGCGGGCGGGAACGGCAGCAGCAGAUGAUUACACUACUUCCCCUUUGAGCUCUACGUCAGCCUAUGGUAGCUAUUUCGGUCGGGAUAGUUCUGCCUACAGUCGCGGCUCUGACUCAAUAUCUAGUAUGUCGACAUCCAGUGACAGCAUAGGCAGCUUUGGUUCUCUGCCUUCUGCAAAUCCCUCCAUUCAUGGCCGUAUGAACUUUGUACCCAGAAGCUUUGGAGAACAGCAGGGGGCGCAUGGCCCCUCUGUCCCACAGCUUCACAUGUACAAUACCUCACUCAGAGCGAGGGCAGGAUCACUGAAUCUGCCUAUGCGCGGUACUAUCCCUUGCCAUACUCCGCCUUUGGAGUACACAGACACAGACUCCUCCACAAACAUAAAUAAUGCAUAUGGCAGUCGAUCUCUGGAUGCGUCUACUCGGAGAGAUCCGUUUGGUCUAGGUUCUGUGGCAGAAGAGUUCAAGCAGAAGACGGUAGGACAGCCUGUGACCGCUACGCCAAGGAUAGGUGAAGGAUCGCCGCCGAAGGCAGACCAUAGUCGUGCAGCCGCCGUAGCCUUGCAGUCUGCGCCCCUUCAAUCCACACAGGAAGAGGAUCAGCUCUCGGGGCUCGGUCCGCAGUUCAACCUAAGUUCAUUUGGGAUUACCUACCCUCGACAAAGCCCAUCUACCAGCACGAACAAUCCAACAUCUCAUCCGUCGAGCAAAAGUUCCGAUAUGCAUGGUGCUUAUAACAAUCAUGGCACAGCAUGGCUGCAACAAACCAUACAGCAAAAACUAAGUUGCUACCCAGAACCGGAUUACUCCGCCCCAAGGCAGCGAGGCUACUUCUAUCAAUCUAAUACAGAAACGAUAUGA
Molecule: messenger RNA, 1062 nt
Organism: Trichophyton benhamiae CBS 112371
Lineage: Eukaryota; Fungi; Ascomycota; Eurotiomycetes; Onygenales; Arthrodermataceae
Product: homeobox transcription factor, putative
Exons: 2
Coding region: 1-1062 (353 amino acids)
Source: RefSeq, a predicted model, not a curated record